Molecule: messenger RNA, 450 nt
Organism: Suillus subalutaceus
Lineage: Eukaryota; Fungi; Basidiomycota; Agaricomycetes; Boletales; Suillaceae
Exons: 2
Coding region: 1-450 (149 amino acids)
Source: RefSeq, a predicted model, not a curated record
AUGAGGAGUAGCGUUGAGGAUGAGGAAAAGCGUUCAAAGUGGACUUCACACUUUGAUUCAGUGUGGGAAAGCCCUUACCUAGAUAAUCUCAUCAAUGUUUGGCCCCAUUUCCACUCAUCGUCUGCCCUCUGCCCUCAUCGUUUGCCCCCAUCUUCAACCUCUGGCCUCAUUGCAUGGUCUGCCUUCGAGGCAGACAAGUUCUGCCUGUAUGACUUCGUGUCAUCCAGCGCUAUCUGGCCGUCUGACUACGAGUCAGAUUACGGUCUACCUACCUCAACACCUCGCCCACAAUCCAUCCUCUACAAAUGUAUGUGUCCAUUUAACUCUAUUCUAAUUGAUUACACGCAGGAUUUUUCAACGACAUCCUCAUCUCCCACCCUUGUCUCCACCGCAUCGACUGGCCUGAUCGCAUGGUUCUGCCUUCGAGGCAGACACGCUUUGGCUGGGUGA